Diabrotica balteata is the source of this 411-nucleotide messenger RNA. Lineage: Eukaryota; Metazoa; Arthropoda; Insecta; Coleoptera; Chrysomelidae. The record is from the annotation of a GenBank genome assembly.
AUGGAAUCGUUAACCGGACCCGAAGCUAUCAAGAAAGCUGUGAUGCAGCUCUUCCAGAAAAACCCACUUCCAGGCACAGCAGUAGUUCACUUCAAAGUCAGCGACCAAGGUGUAACAUUAACGGACAACAAGCGAAAGUUGUUCUUUAGAAAACAUUACCCUAUUAAUACAGUAUCGCAUUGUGGACUAGAUCCUGCCGAUCAUAAGUGGCUCGUCAAUGCCGAAGAUACAGGAGCAGAGAAAAGUUCUAAUAGAAUAUUCGGCUUUGUAGCUAGAAAACCAAAUGUUAAUAAUCCCGACAACCAGUGUCAUCUAUUUGCUGAACUAGAACCCGAGCAACCAGCAGCAGCCAUUGUAAAUUUCUUAAACAAAAUUCUAACAUCUAGUGGCAUCAAACCCAACAUCGUCUGA